Neofelis nebulosa (Clouded leopard) is the source of this 622-nucleotide messenger RNA. Its product is annotated as olfactory receptor 6J1-like. Gene Ontology annotation, biological process: G protein-coupled receptor signaling pathway. Bases 17 to 622 code for a protein of 201 amino acids. Gene Ontology annotation, cellular component: membrane. Gene Ontology annotation, molecular function: olfactory receptor activity. NCBI's taxonomy places the organism in Eukaryota, Metazoa, Chordata, Mammalia, Carnivora, Felidae. The record is from RefSeq and is a predicted model, not a curated record. The transcript has a single exon.
UAUACUUUUUGCAGUCAUGUCCUAUGAUCGUUAUGUGGCCAUUUGCAGCCCCCUUCAGUACCCAGCAAUUAUGACCAGCUCACUGUGUGUGCGUCUUGUUAUCCUCUCCUGGGUGGGUGGUUUUCUCCUCAUUCUCCCGUCCACUGUCCUUAAGGUGGGGCUGCCAUACUGUGGCCCCAAUGUGAUUGAUCACUUUUUCUGUGACAGUGCCCCCCUCCUCCACUUGGCCUGUGCUGACAUCCACAUCAUUGAGCUGUUAGACUUCCUCAGCUCCCUUGUCCUGCUCAUCAGCUCCCUCUCACUCACUGUGGUCUCCUAUGUUUAUGUCAUCUCCACCAUUCUGAAGAUACCCUCAGGUCAAGGUCAACGCAAAGCCUUUGCUACAUGUGCCUCUCACUUCAUUGUGGUCUCCAUGGGCUAUGGGAUCUCCAUUUUUGUGUAUGUCCACCUCUCCCAGAAGAGCAGCUUACAUCUCAACAAGAUCCUCUUUAUCCUCUCUAGUGUUCUCACACCCCUCCUGAAUCCCUUCAUCUUCGGUCUACGGAAUGAAACCAUGAAAGAUGCUCUGAAGGACAGCUUGGCCAAGGGCCGGGACUUCCUCAAGGGGAUGAGGUCCAAGUGA